AUGUCGAAGCACUGCAGGAGAAGGUACGAGAAUGCGGAGCGCGGGCAGAUGGUGAUGGUGGGGGAUGUGGUGCGACAGGUGUCGGUUGCUCAAGGCAUGCCACUCACACGAGUCAUCGACCUUCCAUCCCUCGUAACUGCAAUCGAGGAGGGGAAGGGCCCCUGCACAUUCGUGCUAGAGAGAGCCCUACAUGCCCCCACCACCCAACGCAUCAUCCUCUCCCACCCUCUCCGCUCUGACAACCCCGGCCGCUCAGCAGCUGCCACGUGGCACCACCCGUCCAGCUGGCCGCGCUACAGAGGAGAAAUGAGAGGAGAGGUGAGAGCAAAAGAGGGGAAACAGUCAGGGGAAUUCGUGGGAAUGGUAGCAGCAGAAAGAGAGGGGGAGCAGGGGGGUGAGAUUUCUGUAGGGGAUGCAACAGCUGCAGAUGUUAACGAGCCUGUAGUAAACGAGGCUGAGAUGGGGAUAGCGAGAGAAGUGGAGGGGCGUGGGGAGGAUGGAGAGAAAGUGGAGGAUAGAGGGGAAGUGGAGGGUGGGCGAAAUGCGGAAGACCGGGGUAAGGUGGAGGGAGUGGGCAGUGCAGGAGGGGAAAGGAUAGUUGUGGAGUUGAAUGGAGAGGAGGAGAGGAGUGCAGAUGGGGAUGGGGGCGUGGGAGACAGAGAAGGGAAGAAAAGGUUAAAUGAGGGGAUGGGUGAUGGAGAAGGGGUGAGGGAAGGGGAGGCACAGAAACCAGGAGGGAGGGGUGUGAGGGCGAUAGUAGGAGGCACUUUGUGGGGUCCGGAUUCAGGUCCGGAUUCAGGUCCGGAUUCAGGUCCGGAUUGUGGAGCUGAUGAGAGGUCUGGUGAGCAGGACGCGCCUGGUUUGGGUCAAGGUUUGGAAAGUCGAGCAGCUGAAGCCCAAGCCUCUGAAACCCAGGGCGCCCUGUCGACCGAAGCUGAUGAAAUUGUUGGAAGGGAAGGAAGCCUGGCAGAAGAGAGAGUUUCUGGCAGGGAAGCGAGCUCAAGUAAUGAGGCUGGGGCAGGUGAGGCUGGGGGAGGUGAAGAUGGGCCAGGUGCGUCCCCAGCUAUGGGAACUGUGGCUCAAGUAGCAAGCCAAGAGAAGAUUGAGCAAGGAGAUAAGGGCCUGGAGAGAAUAGAGGAGAAGGAAGAGAGGACAGGGGAGGAGGUUGAAGAGAGGAACGGAGAUGAGGAGGAGGAGGAGGAGGAUGGGGCGGAAUGGGCCCAAGCAGCAGAGGCAGCAGCAGCGCUUGCAGCAGCUAUGAGAGGAGAGAGGGGAGAGGAGGGAAGGGAAGGGGACGAGGAGGAGCGCGGUUUCUGGGAUGCUUCCUCUGGGAAGGACGGGGGAGUGGAGGGGGAGGGGAAGUGGUGGGGGCUUGGGAUAGGGCGAGUGGAUGAAUUUGUAGAGGCAUACACAAGAGGCGUGGGGGACUCGAGAUUCGAGCCACUUCACUCGCCCACUCACACACAGGUAUCAGAGCACUUGGCGUUUGGAGCAGCGCUCCUGUGCCCAGAAGACAUAACUUCCGCGCACCAAAGGCUGGGCACGACAGCAGUGUUGGACCUGCAGCGAGCCACAGAGAAGCUCAACUGGGUGGUGGACGUGGAUGGCAUGAACCGAGCGGCAAGGGAUUCGGGGGUGAUGGUGGUGCACCACCCCAUCAGGCACCACGACGGGCACGAUUUGAGGCGAAAGCUUCCAGUGGCGGUGGGGAUUCUGCACCGGCUACUGCGGAGGGGGCUGCAUGUGUUGGUGACGGACACAGACGGGGUGGACAGGGCGCCAGCAGUGGUGUGUGCGUACCUGCACUGGGUGCUUGCUAUACCGUUGCCUCAGGCUCUUCACUUCGUCUGCGACGUCCGUCCCUGCCAGCCCAACCGAGCGGCACUGGCAGCGGCAACAUGGGAUCUGGUAGCCAUGCUGCGGCACGGUGUGAGGCACACGGGCCCUGCUACUCACUCGGUGCAGAUUGCAUGGAACCACGGAGGGCGCGAGGUGCUACUGGUGGGCGAGCUCUCAGGCGGGUGGAAAAACCCAGUGGCCGCCACUCCAGUUGGGGGAUCGAAGUUUGUUCUCGCACUCAGGCUGCCGCUCGGAUCCUACCGUUACAAGUUCAUAGUGGACGGGCACUGGCGCCAUGCUGCGGACCUCCCCACAGAGGUGGACGAGUGGGGCAACACCAACAACGUGCUCCACGUGGGGUCACUGGCGCGGCACAGUAAUGAUGCGGUGAGGGAGAGGGUGAUAGAGCGCCCUCUCACGGACCUUGAGAGGAGAAUGGUCACCUUCGCCUCGCAGCGUGUUGCCUUUUCCGUCUCUCCCAUCACCUUCACCCCCAAGCUCAGGCCAGCGCGCUCAUGA
Closterium sp. Yama58-4 is the source of this 2358-nucleotide messenger RNA. The record is from the annotation of a GenBank genome assembly. NCBI's taxonomy places the organism in Eukaryota, Viridiplantae, Streptophyta, Zygnematophyceae, Desmidiales, Closteriaceae.